GAUUGGCAAAGAACAGGAAGAAGAAGAGUAUUUCACGUGUUUCUGUUUUAAGUCGGUUUUGAUUCUGGUACUGCUCGUUUAAAAUGGCUCUGAAAAGGUUGAAGACUAAAAAGUCAAAGAGGUUGACCGGCCGCCUCAAGCACAAGAUCGAAAAGAAAGUGCGCGAUCAUAACAAAAAGGAACGUCGUGCUGCCAAAAAGAACCCGAAGAAGGGCAGCAAGAAACAGAAGCUCAUCCAGAUCCCAAACAUCUGCCCCUUCAAGGAGGACAUCCUCAAGGAGGUGGAGGAGGCCAAGCAGCGUCAGGAGGCCGAGCGGCUGGCCCGCCGCGAAGCCUUCAAAGCGGAGCGCGAACAGAACAAGUUUAAGUCAUUGGAGUCCAUGGUCGAGGAUGCGGACAUGCGUAGCACUGUUCACGGCUUAAUGCACGAAAACGACGAAAAAGAUGCGGAUGAAAAGAAAUACAAAAACGCCGUUACCAAGGAGCAGUCCUUAAAACAGUACUUUAAGGAGUUCCGUAAGGUUAUUGAAAAUGCCGACGUUGUCCUGGAAGUCGUUGAUGCCCGUGACCCACUGGGAACCCGCUGCAACGAGGUGGAGCGUGCCGUGCGCGGUGCUCCGGGCAACAAGCGUCUGGUGCUGGUGCUUAACAAAGCCGAUCUUGUGCCUCGGGAGAACCUUAACAACUGGAUCAAGUACUUCCGUCGCAGUGGACCCGUCACAGCCUUCAAGGCCUCCACACAGGAUCAGGCUAACCGGCUUGGACGCCGCAAGCUCCGCGAGAUGAAGUCGGAGAAGGCCAUGCAGGGAUCCGUUUGCAUUGGCGCCGAAUUGCUCAUGUCCAUGCUUGGCAACUACUGCCGCAACAAGGGCAUCAAGACCUCAAUUCGAGUGGGCGUCGUAGGCAUCCCCAAUGUUGGCAAGAGCUCCAUCAUCAACUCGUUGACACGCGGCAGAUCUUGCAUGGUGGGAAGCACUCCGGGAGUUACCAAGGCAAUGCAAGAAGUGGAGCUGGAUUCGAAAAUAAAAUUGAUUGACUGUCCCGGCAUCGUGUUCACCAGUGGAGGAGAGAACUCACAUGCGGUGCUGAAAAAUGCACAGAGAGUGGGCGACGUGAAAGAUCCCUUCACCAUUGCAGAAAGCGUUUUGAAGCGCGCCAGCAAGGAUUACUUCUGUGCCAUGUAUGACAUUACAAGCUACGACACAUUCGAGGAAUUCUUUGCCAAAAAAGCAGCCAGAAUGGGUAAAUUCCUGAAAAAGGGAGUACCAGAUGUUGUGGCCGCUGCACGAAGCGUACUGAACGAUUGGAACACAGGAAAAAUCAAAUACUGCACACAGCCUCCGGAAGUUCAGGAAGCUCAAAGUGUUCACAUCAGUGCCUCUAUAGUUCACUCCGAGGCCCGCGAGUUCGACGUGGAGAACUUCGAGUCCAUGGAGACGGAGAUCCUUGCUCAUUGCGCUGAGAAAACUGAUGACAUUAUGGAAAUAACGUCCACAGGUCCACUAGAGAUAAGACAGCCGCGGGAGGAAGAGGAUCCUGCACCUAAACUGGCUGCAAGUGUGGUCAUAAAUGAAAAAGAGAAACCGGCAAAGGGUCGUAAAAGAAAACUGGAUGAAGAAAAAGAGAAGGUCGAUCCUAGUUCACUGUUGGAAGAAAACCAAUCCCUAAACAAGGGCAUCAAGCAACUGCAAAAGCUGAAGAAAAAGCAGAAUGUUCGCAAUGAGAAGAAAAUCUCAAAAAUUACAGACGUUCUGGAUAACUUUAGCUUAGGUUCAUCUUCUUCAAAGGCCGAAAAAUACGAUUUUGAUAAGGAUUAUGUGAUCGAGUAAAUUCUGCCUUAGUUUUAAUCAUAAAUAAAUCUGUUGAUGGUACACUAGCAUAUGAAAAAGUGUAAUAUCUCCAAAAAAAAUUUAAA
Drosophila ficusphila is the source of this 1915-nucleotide messenger RNA. It is a transcript of the gene Ns1, whose product is annotated as guanine nucleotide-binding protein-like 3 homolog. Lineage: Eukaryota; Metazoa; Arthropoda; Insecta; Diptera; Drosophilidae. The transcript has 5 exons. Gene Ontology annotation, cellular component: nucleolus. Bases 84 to 1829 code for a protein of 581 amino acids. Gene Ontology annotation, molecular function: GTP binding. The record is from RefSeq and is a predicted model, not a curated record.